This is a messenger RNA of Oreochromis aureus, 814 nucleotides long. RefSeq names its product histone H3. Gene Ontology annotation, molecular function: protein heterodimerization activity; structural constituent of chromatin; DNA binding. The record is from RefSeq and is a predicted model, not a curated record. Lineage: Eukaryota; Metazoa; Chordata; Actinopteri; Cichliformes; Cichlidae. The coding region runs from base 33 to 443 and encodes 136 amino acids. Gene Ontology annotation, cellular component: nucleosome. The transcript has a single exon.
CUGUUAGUACAGGGAAAGCAAAGAGCGAAAGAAUGGCAAGAACCAAGCAGACCGCUCGCAAGUCUACUGGCGGCAAAGCCCCCAGGAAGCAGCUGGCCACCAAGGCCGCUCGCAAGAGCGCCCCGGCCACCGGAGGCGUCAAGAAGCCUCACCGUUAUAGGCCCGGUACCGUGGCUCUUCGUGAGAUCCGCCGUUACCAGAAAUCCACCGAGCUGCUGAUCCGCAAGCUGCCCUUCCAGCGCCUGGUCCGUGAGAUCGCCCAGGACUUCAAGACCGACCUGCGCUUCCAGAGCUCUGCUGUCAUGGCUCUGCAGGAGGCCAGCGAGGCUUACUUGGUCGGACUCUUCGAGGACACCAACCUGUGCGCCAUCCACGCCAAGAGGGUCACCAUCAUGCCCAAAGACAUCCAGCUGGCUCGUCGCAUCCGCGGAGAGAGAGCUUAAGCGCGCUACACGCUCUCCUACCAACAAAGGCUCUUUUCAGAGCCACCUCACUCACACCAAGAGCUCGCUCCUUUAUUAUUACAUCAAUAGUAUAUUCACACUCUAAUCUUCAUGCUCUUUCUAUACUAGAAACUACAGUCGGCAUGAAGGUGGAAUUCACUGAUUUCAGUUACAAAAAUGCCUCAUUCAGUUUUAGUAUGAAUUGUUGUAUGCUAGAAUGGCUCCCUCCUUUAUUUAUUUACUUAGUAGUUGUUGUUGUUGUUGUUGUUGUUGUUGUUGUUGUUGUUGUUGUUGUUGUUGGUUGUUGUUUUCUCCCAAAGCUCAUCACAUUGGAGUGCUUUAUGCUAGGGCAACAUGAUAAACCCUGUGCU